UAGAAAGGGAAGUUGUCCAUGCUAUAGAAAUCAUCCCAGGGAGUAAGACCCCAAAGGGGAGGAUCUAUAGGAUGGCUCCCGCCGAGUUAGAUGAACUUUGGCGACAACUGAAAGAGCUGACAGAGAAGGGAUGGAUCCGGCCUAGUACUUCCCAUUACGGAUCUCCAGUGUUAUUCGUACCGAAGAAGGGGGGUACGUUAAGGAUGUGCAUUGAUUAUAGAGGCCUCAAUGCCAUCACCGUGAAGAACGCAGAGCCUCUACCUCGCAUAGAUGACCUACUGGAUAGGGUGAAGGGAUGCAAGUACUAUAGCAAAAUAGACUUGAAAUCCGGCUAUCAUCAGAUCGCUAUAAGACCUGAGGACCAACACAAGACAGCUUUUCAGACUCGAUAUGGUCUGUAUGAGUUUGUAGUGGUGCCCUUUGGUCUUUGCAAUGCGCCGGGAACAUUCCAGCACGCUAUGAAUCGGAUCUUCCAUGACCAUUUAGAUAAGUUUGUCGUGGUUUACCUUGAUGACAUUCUGAUCUUUAGUAAGUCUGCCGAGGAGCAUGCACAGCACGUUGAAACUGUACUUUCACUCCUGCGACAGCACAAGUAUAAGGUCAACCUAGAGAAGUGUGAGUUUGGUCGCACUAAGAUAUUAUACUUGGGUCAUGAAGUACCCGCGGAAGGGAUUAGGCCGGAAGAUGCGAAGGUGGCUAGUAUUCGAGACUGGCCAGAACCUCAGACUGUCACUGAGGUCAGAUCUUUCUUAGGAAUGUGCGGUUACUAUAGGAACUUCGUAAAGAACUAUUCUACAGUCGCCUCUCCUUUGACAGAUCUAACUCGACUUGACACGCCAUGGGACUGGAGUGAUGAGUGCGAGGGUGCUUUCAAGCAAUUGAAGCAUGCACUCAUGAAUCACGAAGUUCUCAUGGUUUCCGAUCCUCAGAAGCCAUUCAUAGUGACCACUGACGCAAGCCAAUACGGCAUUGGCACAGUGCUAGCUCAACAGGAUGGGAAGAAGUUGAGACCGAUUGAGUACAUGAGCAAGAAAAUGUCAUCGAAGAAAUUGGCAAAGUCCACCUACGAAAGGGAACUCUAUGCUCUCUAUAAGGCACUUCUCCAUUGGAGACACUUUCUGUUGGGACGGUUCUUCUACUUGAGAACUGACCAUCAGACGCUCAAAUGGAUCAAGACUCAACCGACUCUUUCUCAACGCUGGAUUGAGGUCAUAGACCAAUAUGACUUCAAGCUUGAGUAUCUGAAGGGAGAGUACAACAAGGUUGCGGAUGCGCUAUCUCGAAGAGCAGACUACCUAGGGGCGCUAGUUUCUGAGUUUGGUGUAUCUCAGGAAGUAACUCAAUCGUUGGUGGGAGCCUAUCAGGAAGACCCUGUCAUGAUGGACAUCAUGCGCAAACUUCAGGCAAAAGACAAGGUCACAGAAAGCGAGUUUGUGAUGGUGGAUGGGUUACUCUUUCUUGAUAAGGCCGGAUGUAAAAGUAAGAGUGGCAAGAGGCACAUUUUCGUCAUCAUCGAUCGAUUCACCAAGUACGCAAGACUAGUUGCCAUGCCAGAGACCGCAAGGACGGACCAUGUCAUCAAGUUGUUCCAGGACAGCUGGGUGCGUGACUUUGGUUUACCAAAGACAAUCCUUAGUGACAGAGAUGUUCAUUUCACAAGUGAGUUGUGGAAGAAGACUGUUGAGCAGAUGGGCAGUCAACUUCAGAUGACUUCAGGGAAUCAUCCCGAAGCCAACGGACAGGCCGAGCAAAUGAAUAGAGUUGUACAGCACUUGUUGAGGCAUUACAUAAAACCCAGCCAGGAUGACUGGGAUGAGAAGUUGCCUCUCAUCGCCAGCCUCUACAACAACGUUGUGCACAGCAGUACCAGCGUUAGUCCUAACCAGCUGCACUUGGGAUGGAAGCCUAGAUCCGAUCUAGACUUCCUCCUACCUGAAAACCGAUCCUCUGCAACUCCAGGCACACUUGAAUAUGGUGUGCAGUAUGAGAAGUUGCUGCAGCAAGCUGUCGAGCACAUCAAGAAAGCUCAGCAACCAAUGAUUGCUUCUGAGAACAAGCAUCGACGACAGUCCUCAUUUCAGGUAGGGGAACGUGUCUGGGUCAAGGCUAGUGAGCUAGGACAAGAAUUCGGUAUCUCUAGAAAACUAAUGCCUCAGUAUUUUGGUCCUUGGGAAGUCCUGGAUGUAGUGGGGGAUGAGAUGGAUGGUCCUACCUAUGUUAUCCGUAUCCCUGGACACCUACGCACUCACCUUGUCUUUCAUGCCUCAAAGCUUGCACCUUUCGUUGAGACUGAUCAAUUCCCUUCAAGGAGAUCGAUGCUGCCCCCAACCAUGCAUGGUCAAGUGGACAUCGACGACAUUGUGGAUCACAGAGAUCUGCCUGUUCAAAAGCCAUUGGGUAGAGGAAGACCUCCUAAACCCAAGAGAAAAUAUCGCGUCAGAUUCAGGCAUCGUACGGAUCCAAAAGAAAACCGGUGGUUCACCAGAGAGGAACUGAUUGACACAGCUCCUCAAGUGGUGGCACAAUAUGAGAGGAUGCUGAAAGGGAAGGCACCUGCGAACCUGCAGGGGAUAAUAGCUCGCACCCUACCAUUGUGGAUGCUGCUGCAAGUGUGCGCCCAUAGACUGAAGAGUGACCCGCAACCCGACCCUAAAGGAAAGACCACCUAUGCUGCUAUGACUGCAGGAGACCAAAGAGGUCCCAAGAUCCCUGCUCGCAACAAGUUCAGGGGCAAUGACCCCAAGACCGAUGUUGGGGACUGGGCUGUUGGGACCAGAGCCUACUUGAGGGGCUUUGUCUGUGCAGAACAAACCAAGGUGGCAACUAUACUGGGACUGCUGGAAGGGCCUGCACUGAAGUGGGCUUUUGAGCUUGGGGUACACAAGCUUCUGCAGGCCCUGGAGGACCGAUUUGCAGACAAGGAAAGGGCCCGCAAGGCUGCUAACAGGAUUACUCGCCUGGGACAGCAGCGGUACAGCGGCACCCUGCAGGCCUUAUUUGCUGAAUUCGAGCAGCUUACCUCCACCCCUGGGUUGGUCAUGUCUUCUGACGACUUGCUGACCAACUUCUGCAGGGCAGCGCCUGAGAAGUUUGAUAUGGCAUUAUACAGCGCUGGGCACAAGGACUGGAGGUCCUUCGGUCGUGCAGCCCUGGAAAUGGAGGCCAAGCUCCAUGUCCAGGCCCCAUCCUCUGAUAGGAGGAAAGGUGCCUUCCCCAGAGGUGGCAGAAGGGGAAAGGCAGCCUUCACUCAUGCGGGGUCUGCCUCAGGAUCAGAUUCUGAUUCCCAGCCUGAUGCACCUUCAGGUGGGACCGGAUCUGCUGCUGAGACAGAUGUUGCAGCAGUCGUGACUCAGACUGUUUUGGGAGCUCUGCAGCUGCAGACGAAGUUCUCUCCCACCACAGCCUCAGUCAGUGCCAAGGGGAAGGAAAAGGGACGUCGGCCUUCCUCUUCCCAGCGCCCUAACCUGCCCAAAGACGUCCAUAUGUCAGUUGAACCUCUCAAUCCCUCCACACUCCCCUGGCAUAACCUCAAGAUCCAAGAGGGAGUCUGGAGAAGACGAAAGGAAAGAGGGGUCUGGCUGAGGUGUGAGGGUCAGCAUUUCCUGAAGGACUGCCCUUACAUGCCAGGUCCAGGCACCUUCCAGACAGAGAUGCACCGCAUCUUCAUGCCUUACCUGGACAAGUUUAUGGUUGUCUACCUGGAUGAUAUCCUGGUAUUCAACAAAAUUGCCAGGGAACAUGCGGAGCACUUGGCUCUUGUCCUUCAGUCGUUACGUGACAGCCAGUACAAGAUCAACAUAGAUAAUUCCUCCUUUGGAGUUCCCUCUGUCAUCUAUCUGGGUCAUGUAAUCUUUGGAGAUGGCCUGGCUCCUGAAGCAGCCAAGAUAGCUGCUAUUCAAGAGUGGUCUCAGCCUCAGACAGAUGAUGGGAAUGGCCUACGGCCUGUAGAGUUCAUGAGUAAGAAGAUCAAGACUCAAAAGCUCCAGGACUCUACCUACGAGAAAGAGCUAUAUGCUCUUGUCUGUGCCCUGAAACAUUGGAAGCACUUUCUCCUGGGCAGGCGCUUCAAGAUCUUUUCAGAUCACUCCACCCUACAGUGGAUGAAGUCCAAGGGAGAGUUGAACGAUAAGCUGGCACGAUACAUUCAGUUCAUUGACAUGUUUGACUUUGAACUGAAGCACAAGAAGGGCUGCUACAACAAGGUAGCAGAUGCCCUCUCUCGUAGGCCUGACUCUUUUGCGUUGAUCUCCUCUACUCACUCCUUUGGGGAGGAGACCCGUCAGACCAUUGCUCGUCUACUGCCUCAGGACGAGACUUUCGGACCCAUUGUCAGGAAUCUGCAAGCAGAUCCUAACUCUGACCCAGACUAUGCUCUGAGUUCAGACCUACUGUACACCUACAGUAGAGGGGAGGAGCGCUUGUUCAUUCCCCAGGACCAGCGGCUCAGGACACUACUCAAUGAGAGGCAGUCCUACUCUAAGGACUAUUUGCACUCACGCCUGGACAUGACUUCUGACCAUCAUCAUGAAGCCAAUGGUUUGGCUGAAGUGAUGAACCAAGUCUUAUUCCAGCUGCUGCGUCCUGUCAUCUCCCUAGAUCAACAGGACUGGGAUCUUCACUUAGCGAGGGCACAACUCAUGUAUAACAUGUUUGUCCACUCCUCGACAGGGUUCAGUCCCUACCGGUUACACUGGGGACGUGAACCACGUCAGCCUCUCGAUGAUAUCAUCGAUAAGGCUAAGCCCGAUCUGACACCAGGCACAGCAGAGUUCACCAGACGUUAUCGUUUGGAUGUGGAAAGAGCGCGAGCGAACUUGUUCAAAGCCCAAAAGGCUAUGAUUGAACAAGCUAAUCGCCAUAGGCGGCCUUCCCCCAUCCGCACUGGUGAUCACGUCUGGGUGGCCAGUUCUGAGUUGUCGAGGGAGGAGGAUAUCUCCCCCAAGCUAUUGCCACGUUACCUGGGUCCAUGGCAGGUCCUAGAUACAAUGGGCGCUAAUCCCUUCGGUCUGUCCUACGUUAUCGACGUCCCGUUGCAUCUACGUACCUACCCGGUCUUCCAUGCAUCUAAGCUGCUUCCUUUCACUCCACCUGAUGCAUUCCCAGACCAGCCCCCUCAAUUUGGUCCACCGAUCUCUGGCAAGGGAUAUGACGUGGAAUGGAUUGAGGACGAGUGGGGCACCAGCCCCGACCGGCAGUAUCUUGUGAGGUUCGCAUUCCAGCGUCCUUCUAAGAACAGAUGGUUCUACAGAAGGGAACUUCUCAAGAUAUCAAAGUCAGUUGUUUUGCGAUAUGAAGCGGCUCAGGGGCAACCUUCCUCGCCGUUCACCUCGCCUGCAUCCCUAGCUCUGAGGUCCUCGCUCCCGGGGAGGACCACCAUCCCGAGAUUUCUGGUCGUGAAAUUGCCUUUCGAGUGUAAACGACCAUCCCGAGAUUCUGAUCGUGAUAUUGCCCUUCGAGUGUAAACGAAUGUAUGCAAAGGAAAUGGUGAUGUCAACCAAGCACAGAAGACACAGCAGGAGGGAGAAGAAGAGGAAGCUUGGAACUCACACGCAGUGUCGAGUUUUUCCACUGAAUCUGGCCGCAGGAGGGAGAAGAAGAGGAAGCUUGGAACUCACACGCAGUGUCGAGUUUUUCCACUGAAUCUGGCCGCAUUUGGCAUCCAAUACGCUUGCGUAGUAGGCUCACCUGUUGGCGUGCCCGUGUCAGACCUCAUUUUUCAAUUUUCUUAUUUUAUUUUACUUUAUUAGUCAGACUUCAUUCGCUUCAAUGUCUAAGGCCAUGCUCAGACUAGGACUUUUUGGACCGCGCUGUGGCCAUCAUUGCGGCCAGAUGCAUACAGGUCUGGCCGUAAUUACAGUCAGAUACAGUUAGGAAAGUGCUCGUGUGAGUAUGCCCUAAUCUGGGCUGAAUAGUUUGACUUAGCACUUUGGCGUCUCGCUUGAUGAGAGAAAGACGAGGCAAGCUACCAAAUCUACCCGUAGUCUCGCACACCUUCAUCUAUUUAUUUAUUUGUAUUGAAUAAAACCUCAACAUAUGU
Molecule: messenger RNA, 6037 nt
Organism: Chara braunii
Lineage: Eukaryota; Viridiplantae; Streptophyta; Charophyceae; Charales; Characeae
Source: the annotation of a GenBank genome assembly